Bombyx mandarina (wild silkworm) is the source of this 4641-nucleotide messenger RNA. RefSeq names its product O-linked N-acetylglucosamine (GlcNAc) transferase sxc (gene sxc). The record is from RefSeq and is a predicted model, not a curated record. Lineage: Eukaryota; Metazoa; Arthropoda; Insecta; Lepidoptera; Bombycidae.
UAUCCAAUUUUAUUCGUAUCUCAAUGCCAUAAAGACUAUAGUAGUAUGUUUGUUCCAUUAUUGACAUCAUAUUGACAAUUCGACAAUUAAAAAGUUAUAGGAUGUUUCCGCUAUCCGUCGCGUCGUUGGGAUUUGCAGUUUGCACUUAUGAAGUAAAUUUAGCUAGAUUAUACAUGGAGAUUAAAAUCAGUAACUAUUUAUUACUUACAAAUGUUUAGUGAUUUAUAUGUGUGCCUGUGAUCAGUCUUCAAAUUGAACGAUGAUAACAAAAAUGCAACCGCAAGCAAAUGUAGCAGUGCCACAGUCUGUCACGACGCAACCCCAAGCUCAGCAAAUCGUCGGUGUGCCUGCAAAUGCUGUGAUAUUGAAAAUGUCGGACUUACAACAAAUAUCUACUGUGGGCUUACUUGAACUAGCACAUCGAGAAUAUCAAGCUGGUGAUUAUGAAAGUGCAGAACAUCACUGUAUGCAGUUAUGGCGCCAGGACAGUACAAACACAGGGGUGCUACUCCUACUAUCGUCUAUACAUUUCCAGUGUCGGAGACUGGACAAGUCUGCUCAUUUUUCCACAUUGGCGAUCAAACAGAAUCCUUUGUUGGCUGAAGCCUACAGCAAUUUGGGCAAUGUUUACAAAGAACGCGGGCAGCUUCAGGAGGCGCUGGAGAACUAUCGUCACGCUGUCCGUCUGAAGCCGGACUUCAUCGAUGGAUACAUCAACUUGGCUGCGGCUCUCGUUGCCGCCGGCGAUAUGGAGCAAGCUGUGCAGGCUUACGUUACCGCACUGCAGUAUAACCCUGAUUUGUACUGCGUCAGAAGCGAUUUGGGCAAUUUGCUCAAAGCCCUCGGAAGACUAGACGAGGCAAAGGCUUGUUACUUGAAGGCAAUCGAAACUAGACCCGAUUUCGCGGUCGCCUGGAGCAACUUGGGUUGCGUUUUCAAUGCGCAGAGUGAAAUAUGGUUGGCAAUUCAUCAUUUCGAAAAAGCUGUCGCAUUGGAUCCCAAUUUCUUAGACGCGUACAUUAAUUUAGGAAAUGUACUAAAAGAAGCUAGAAUUUUUGACAGGGCCGUCGCCGCAUAUUUGAGAGCCUUGAAUUUAUCUCCCAAUAAUGCCGUCGUGCACGGCAAUCUGGCCUGCGUGUACUACGAACAAGGACUGAUUGACUUGGCCAUCGAUACUUAUCGACGUGCCAUCGAAUUACAACAGAACUUCCCGGACGCGUAUUGCAAUUUAGCUAAUGCACUCAAAGAAAAGGGACAAGUGACUGAUGCUGAAGAGUGUUAUAAUACCGCGUUACGUCUCUGUCCGUCUCAUGCAGACUCCCUCAACAAUCUGGCUAAUAUAAAACGGGAACAAGGCUACAUCGAGGAGGCUACACGUUUAUAUUUAAAAGCAUUAGAAGUGUUCCCGGAGUUUGCGGCGGCGCACAGUAAUCUGGCUUCAGUGUUGCAACAACAAGGGAAACUAAACGAAGCCCUUAUGCAUUACAAGGAAGCUAUACGUAUUCAGCCGACCUUUGCCGAUGCGUAUAGCAACAUGGGCAAUACGCUAAAGGAAAUGCAAGAUGUAGCCGGUGCUCUGCAAUGCUACACAAGGGCGAUUCAAAUUAAUCCCGCAUUUGCGGAUGCUCAUAGCAAUUUGGCCAGCAUCCACAAAGAUUCUGGUAACAUUCCUGAAGCUAUACAGUCGUACAGAACAGCGCUUAAGCUUAAACCAGACUUCCCAGAUGCGUAUUGCAAUUUAGCCCACUGUUUACAAAUAGUGUGUGACUGGACGGAUUAUGAGGCUCGAAUGAAAAAAUUGGUCAGCAUUGUCGCCGAGCAGCUGGAGAAAAACAGACUGCCAUCAGUACAUCCGCACCACUCCAUGUUGUAUCCGCUGACACAUGACUUUAGGAAGGCCAUCGCCGCCCGUCACGCGAACCUUUGCUUGGAGAAAGUGCAAGUGUUGCACAAAACCCCUUACAAGUUCCCUAGAGAUUUACAAGGCCGCCUUCGUAUCGGGUACGUAAGCAGCGAUUUCGGUAACCAUCCGACAUCGCAUUUGAUGCAAUCGGUACCGGGUUUGCAUGACCGAACAAAAGUGGAAAUAUUCUGCUAUGCCCUCAGUCCGGACGACGGAACAACGUUCCGAUCGAAAAUCGCCAGGGAAGCGGAGCAUUUUAUCGAUCUAUCUCAGAUGCCUUGUAACGGCAAAGCAGCCGAUAAAAUAUACGGAGACGGUAUUCAUAUCUUGGUCAAUAUGAAUGGAUACACUAAAGGAGCGCGAAAUGAAAUUUUCGCUUUGAGACCAGCCCCGGUCCAGGUAAUGUGGCUCGGGUACCCGGGAACUAGCGGGGCUAGUUACAUGGACUAUUUAGUUACUGACGCAGUGACGUCACCCGUGGAACUUGCCAGCCAAUAUAGCGAGAAACUGGCGUACAUGCCACACACGUAUUUUGUUGGCGAUCACAAGCAAAUGUUCCCACAUUUACAAGAACGUCUGAUUCUGAGCGACAAAGUUAAAUCCCACAACAAUUUGGGAAGUGUCGCGGACAAUGUUGCUGUGAUUAACGCGACCGAUUUGUCGCCCCUUGUGGAAAAUACUGACAUUAAAGAAAUAAAAGAGAUCGUGCGAGCAGCCAGACCCGUUGAAAUAUCUUUGAAAGUAGCCGAAUUGCCAACGACGACACCCAUUGAAACUAUGAUUGCAUCAGGACAAGUACAGACAUCCGUAAAUGGCGUUAUUCUUCAAAAUGGCUUAGCUACUACGCAGACGAACAACAAGGCUGCGACGGGCGAGGAAGUACCACAAUCUAUAGUGAUUACAACUCGACAACAAUACGGCUUACCGGAUGACGCCGUAGUGUACUGCAACUUCAACCAAUUGUAUAAGAUUGACCCAUUAACUCUACACAUGUGGGUGUACAUACUGAAACAUGUACCUAACAGUGUAUUAUGGUUAUUAAGAUUCCCGGCCGUAGGAGAACCCAAUUUACAGUCCACUGCCAACCAACUCGGUCUUCCGCCGGGACGGAUAAUAUUCUCAAAUGUUGCUGCCAAAGAAGAGCACGUACGACGCGGACAGUUAGCUGAUGUGUGUCUCGACACUCCGCUUUGUAAUGGACACACAACUAGUAUGGACAUCCUAUGGACUGGCACACCGGUUGUGACCCUUCCUGGAGAGACUUUGGCGUCUCGAGUGGCAGCUUCUCAAUUAAAUACUUUAGGAUGUCCCGAGCUCAUUGCCAGGACGAGACAAGAAUACCAAGACAUAGCUGUAAGACUGGGAACAGAUAGAGAAUACCUAAAAGCGAUCAGAGCAAAGGUGUGGACAGCUCGCACUGACAGUCCUCUUUUCGACUGCAAGGCGUACGCCACCGGACUUGAGAUGCUGUACAACAGAAUGUGGUCGAGGCACGCGCGAGGCGAUCGCCCUGAUCAUAUACAGGCCCUCGAGAAAUAAGUGAAUACAAUACAGUUAUGUGAAGACCGUUUUAGUGUGAAAUCAUUGCGUGGAACAUUUUGUUUAAUUCGAAAGCUAAAAACUAUCGAUAAUACUAGUUUUUCUGGCUUCAAUUAAUUUAAUCUUUGAGCGUCAAAGAAUUUAUGGGUUGUCUCAAACAAUUUUCAGAGAUCUCUUGUUCUUAAUACAGAAAUAUGUGAUACAAAGUGGAAUUAAUGGAGUUUCGAUUUAAUAUCGGUACUAAUAACAGUGCAUGCUAACAAUUUUAGUGAACUGAAUUAAUCACAUUAGUGACUGUCUUAUAGGCGAUGUUAUUAAAUGGUGAUUAUUAAUGAUGAGUUUGUUCAUUCUAAACAUUUGAACUUACAGCAUAAUAAUUUGUUUUUUGUAUUAAGACUAAUUUGUGCCUUUGCAGGGUGGGACAAUCCUAUAUUGCCAUAUACUUUUUUGUAUAACAGUGACUUGAAAGAUUUGGAAUGAAUUUAAAUGUUAAGGAAUUCAUAAACUGACAUUGAAAAGUAAGCGUUAUUUAUUAUUUCACUAGUGUUUGUUUGUCUGUAGUAACAAUAUUAUAAUAUUCAGUUUGAACCAUAGUAAACAGUUCAUAGUUAAAAAACAAGUAUUAAAAAUAUGUUAAUCCAUAUAUUUAAUUAUACUCUAAGCUUGAUUGUAUAACCAAAUACCCUUGCGUUAUGCUAUGAUUCUGUGUAUGUCGAGGUGAGUAUGGCUUAGAAAAAAAUGCAGCAAAAGUAUUUACCUUUACCAUACAGUAUUUAAAAUUAAUUGAAACUUGUUUAUCUCUAGUUAUGAACUAAUGUUAUUACACUAAGACAAAGUUCCAACAUUAAUGUAAAUUAAACAACACUAAUACUAUUUUAUGUAUUUUUAAGGAAGGAAGGAAUAGGGACACCACUUGUGGUCUAACUUAGCUGCCUCAUUCAAUGAAUUUUUUCACAACUAGAACAAGCGUUGAAGUUUAGCGCGUCAUGUUAAAUCGUGACAUAGUUAGGACUCGCGUAUAAGUUAUCGUCCCAGUUGGUAUUCGUACUCAAGUUUAGUCAUAUUUCAAUUGUGUUCACUUUCAAAUUAACCUUUUAGUUUCCCAUCCAUAUAACUAAUUAAAUAGUGUUUUAUAAAUUCCUGUAGUAUUUAAGAAAUAAAAAUCUAUUGUGAUAAACAGUCCUAUUUGUUAACAAAAA